Molecule: messenger RNA, 1422 nt
Organism: Scleropages formosus (Asian bonytongue)
Lineage: Eukaryota; Metazoa; Chordata; Actinopteri; Osteoglossiformes; Osteoglossidae
Gene: gins2
Product: GINS complex subunit 2
Exons: 7
Coding region: 750-1223 (157 amino acids)
Biological process (GO): double-strand break repair via break-induced replication; DNA replication
Cellular component (GO): nucleus; GINS complex
Source: RefSeq, a predicted model, not a curated record
UGUGUGCAGCAGGCCAGCCGCUGGGGGGUCCGUCGGACAGAACUUCAGCUGGCUUUUUUUAAAAUCACCACCUAGUAGUAGUAGUAGCUCGCAGGCCCCACGAAACUAUGUAUGUCCACCCGACCGCGUACUUCAGGUUUAUGGACGAGGCUCAUCGUCCGACGAGUUGCGGGUGUUUUUGCGGCCUCAUUCAGCUCGCAUGAUAAUUCUCGGGGCGCAGUUCCACUCACUGUGCCAAGUACGUGCGCGCACGCGCAUCCUCAGGUGGGAGGGUCCCCUCUGCGCGAUUGUAACACGGCGUCCGCGUGACCCGUGCUCGGUACGUGACGCGCGUCAAGUCGGCGCGUGCUGCGUUCUCUCCUCCAGGGCGCAUGUGACGUCACGGUCGGCGGUGGCACGUGACAGCGAGCGCUUGCGCCGCUCCCGAACCACCGCGUCACCGGUGACCCCAGCGUGACCCCUUCGCGACCCCUUCGCUCACCGAAGCCUCAGCCGACCCCCUCUGACUUUGAGGGACUCCAGAGAAAAGCUGCAGUAAUUCUUACACCCAGGAACAGGGCAUCUUUAGAACAUCAUUCAUUGGGACUUGAACAAGUCACCUUCAGGUUGCAAGAGAACAGCCAGAAAAACAGGACGGUCCCCGCUGCUUAUUAUUUCAGCUGUUGCUCGUCGGAUAGAAACGUUUCACCUAGAAACUGAGCUGCUAGCUCCUGCUCUUUCACCGCUGCUGUAUAAAAUGGGUACAUAGAAUGGGGGACCUCGGACCCUUCAACCCCGGUUUGCCGGUGAAUGUGCCCGUGUGGCUCGCCCUCAACCUGAAGCAGAGGCAGAAGUGCAGGAUCGUUCCCCCAGAGUGGAUGGACGUUGAAAAGCUGGAGGAAAUCAGAGAGCAGGAGCGCAAAGAGGACAUGUUCACCCCAAUGCCAAGUUCUCACUACAUGGAGCUGACAAAGUUGCUCCUCAACCACGCGUCUGACAACAUCCCCAGAGCAGAUGAGAUCAGGACCCUGGUGAAGGACAUCUGGGACACGCGUGUGGCCAAAUUGCGCCUGUCAGCAGACAGCUUCAUCAGCCAGCAGGAGGCCCACGCCAAGCUGGACAACCUGACACUCAUGGAGAUAAACACCAGCCGAAUGUUCCUCCUCGACUCUCUUGACUGCAUGUACAAGUUACGCACCAACCUGCUGUCCCGGGGCGGCGCUCCUAAGGGCCACGACUACUAGUCACGGUGGGGAUGAGCUGUUCAGAACUUCCUGUUGGGAUACCCAGCCGGUGCAUUCUCUCUAAAGGCUCUAGACCAGCACUUUUUGUACAUACUUUUAAAGUUCUGAAGCUGAUUGAGCAGUUGGCAGUGUGGGUUGUCCAGUUACUGUAAAUAAAGUUUUGUUUAUCUUCUGCCUUCUUGCUGACCCUGUAUCUAGU